CCGCUUACCAAAAUUAAAAAAAUUCUUCUCCCUUACCAAUUUUGAAGCUGCAGAGUCCAUACAUGACUCAUUCUCGAGCUUUGCAUCUCAAUUUUGAGCACAUUCACCGGAGUAGCAAGUGGUAGCGAUGGCGAGCAACGACGAUGCAUCCCUUGCCAGAAAAUCCAUGGUGUUCUUGAGGAGGACGAAGAAUGCAAUUGCCCGGAAAGGUCAAUGUGUUGGCGAGGCACAAGCGGCAGGCCUUGGGGAAAAUGCUAAUGAUGUUAAUGAACAAGUUGACAUCUAUUCUAAUAGACUACCUGCUGGGAAUGGUGGAAGGGCAGUGAAGGUCAGUGGGGGUAAGGGUUCAAGAUCAAUGUCGUUUGCAACACCAAUUCGCCGUAGUGAUCGAUUGAGGAACGUGAGAUGGAGGAUUGAAAGAAUCAAUAAGCCUGUGCGCAUGGAGAUUGAUGAUGAUAGUGACAGUAACUUGGAUGAUCAGGAAAGUGAAGAUGGCAAUAAUGGAAUGGAUGUUGAAGAUGAGGAUGGAGCUUCUAAGGAUGAAGAAGGAUCUGAUGAUGCUGUUGAGACUGGUAAUGAUGCACCUGCAGCAUCUGAUGAUGAUGGUGAGACUGAUAAUGAUGCAGAUGAGGAUGAUGAAGCUGAUACAAAGGGGGACACAGGAAGUGAACAUAGCAAUGCUAUUGAAGUCUGUCACAUGCCUAUUAAAAGUGAAGGAAAGAGGAAAAGGAGAGGUUAUUGGCUGGUGAAGAAUUUUGAUGCUCAGAGGAGUAGUUUGGUGCUUCCGGAUGGUAUGAAGUUGCACAUGACAGCCUUCGAUGUGCAUUCUGUACUUGGUUUGCCGUAUGGUGGGGUCAAGAUUGAGAAUAACAAGAGAAACAGGGACACUGAUUUAUUGAAAGAGUGGAGGAUGAAGUUUGGGAAGUGUAAUAACAGAAUAACCCCAACGGAGUUGGCUGAUGAGAUGCUUGGGUGUAAGGAGGGAGGUGAAUGGUUUGUUAGACAUUUUGUGUUGUUGGUGAUGUCGGUUUUGGUCGAUGGUACGUCACAUGGUUAUGUUAACAGUUUGGUCCUUGACCACUUGAGAGAUGUGGGCAGAGUGAAAAGGUUAAAUUGGUCACACUAUGUGCUAGAAAAGUUGAUCGACAACACGAUGAAGUGGGAGAAGAGUCCCGAGAGGUAUUUUUGUGGACCAUUCGUUUUGUUGUUGGUGCUUGUGAGGAGAUUUGCAGCCAAAAGCAAGAUCCUAGCAAGCACAAUAAUUGACAUGAUCAAAAUGCUUCAGGAGGCACCAAGAGAAAUGUUUGUCGAUGAAAAAUUUUGUAAAUUAAGAGGUUUAGGACACCGGCUGAUGGGAGUGGAUGACAAGAAAGAUGUGGUUCUUGACGCGUCAUCUAAAUGGAAAGAUAUUCAUUAUUUAGAUGAUGAUCCAUACUGGAGCAGCCCUGAAUUGAUGGCCAUUGCAAAAGAAAUGGAGAGUGCUGUGGAGGUGAAGUCUAAGUAUCAGGAUUUUUUGAGUGAUGUGCCGUCUUUCUCCCUCGGAGUGACUCAAAUACUAGAGGAGAUGGGUAGUGAUGAGGCAUACAAUGCUGAGGAUGCAAGAGGGAGUGAGAAUAGAGAAAGGGAGAUGAUGGUGGUUUCCCGUGUUUGUGGACAGGUUGCUGAGAAUUCUAAGGAAACAGAUGUUGGGGAAAGAGAAGAAGGGAAUGAAGGAAUGCAUGGGGUGGAACAACAGGUUGGUGACUUUGUGGUGGAGGCAGAGCUUUGUAACAAGGAGAAACUGAAUAUUGGAAUUCAGCAGAAUGUUGAGCAAGUUGGUGUAAAAGAGGUGGAUGCACCAGUCAGUGAUAGAGGGGAAGGACCUCAUGGAGUUCAGAUAUUUAUCCCAGUCAUGCAAUUGAAGUGGUGCUAUUGUGUUUGUGUAAACACGAAGGGCAGCAGGCUGGAAGUGUUGGACCUCUCUUCAUCAUGCACAAGAGCCGACGACAAAUACGAGGACAUGCCUGCUAAGCUGAACGAGGGGAUGGAAGGAAAGCUGAGAAAGCUAAGUACACAGCGGCCAACGCGGCUUAAAAUGCAUUGGAGGGAGCCCACGUCCAUACAUGAGUACGGUGUUGCAACUAUGCGCCAUAUGGAGACAUACAUGGGGCUUGCAGUAAAAGGAUGGGACUGUGGUUUGAGCAGGGAAGAUCGGAGAGCCUUUAAUGCAUUGCGUUCAAAGUACUAUGCUUGCAUCGUUUUGGCGGAGGUCAAUGAGAUGAAGGAGGAAAAUAUGACCAAGGCAAAGAAUUUCGUGGCAGCUUGAUGUUGGAAACCAAACAUUAUUUAACAUUUGCAGCAUCGUCUUUGGUGUUUUUGCACACCGUUUUUUUGUUUUUUGGAAUUGGGUUUUUUAAUUGUAUUAUGGUUUUAUCUUGUUUUCAACACUAAUAUCGUCGAUAUGAAUGAUCAGUUGGUGAUAGAUAGUUUUGAUCGAUUUUGGGGAUUGAUUGUUUCGGUAAGAUGGUAAUGGAAUUAUUUGCAUUUUAAUUAGGAAUGGUUUAGGUCGUGUGUUUUUGAUGACUUGUUUGUACAUUAAGUAUUAACCAGUGUUAAAUAAGGUUUGGGUGGGAUG
Cuscuta campestris is the source of this 2614-nucleotide messenger RNA. NCBI's taxonomy places the organism in Eukaryota, Viridiplantae, Streptophyta, Magnoliopsida, Solanales, Convolvulaceae. The record is from the annotation of a GenBank genome assembly.